AUGGCAAGACAACGUUCCGAAGCUGUAGCAGAGACAAUGUCCAAGACACAUAAUAUUCGUAAUAUGUGUGUCAUUGCACAUGUUGAUCAUGGUAAAUCAACAUUGACCGAUGCUUUAGUGUAUAAAGCUGGUAUUAUUACCGAACAACAAGCUGGUCAACGUCGAUUUACUGAUUCAUUGGAAACUGAACAAGAAAAAGGUAUUACAAUCAAAUCCUCUUCUGUUAGUAUGUUCUAUGAAUUGGAUGAUCAAGUUCUUGGUGAUCUCAAACGAGAUGGUAAUGGUUUUCUAGUCAAUUUAAUUGAUUCUCCUGGUCAUGUUGAUUUUUCAUCUGAAGUUACUGCUGCAUUACGUGUAACUGAUGGUGCAUUACUUGUAGUUGAUGCUGUUUCAGGUGUGUCUGUACAAACUGAAACUGUUCUUCGACAAGCUCUUUCUGAACGUGUACAAUUAACCUUAAUUAUAAAUAAAGUAGAUCGUUGUAUAUUAGAACAAAAAUUAGAACCGGAAGAACUUUAUAAAAAAUUAUCCGGUAUUAUUGCUCGAUGUAAUGCAUUAAUUGCAACAUAUCGAAGUACUGAUGAUACAAUUUAUUCGGAUGAACAUUUUAAUCCAAAAUCAGGUAAUGUUUCAUUUGCUUCUGGCAAACAAGGUUGGGCGUUUACAUUAUCUCAAUUUGCCACAUUUUACGCUGAAAAAACUAAAGUAUCCAAAGAAAAAUAUAUGGAUCGUUUAUGGGGUGAAUCAUUUUAUUCGGCAUCAAAUAAAAAAUGGCUUUCAUAUGAACAAUCAAGAACAAGUGAUGAUGCUAAACGUGGUUUUAAUCAAUUUAUUCUUCAACCAUUAUAUCAAAUGCUUACUGCAUGUGCUGAUUUAAAUAUGGAUGAAGUUCGAACAUUAUUAACAAAAAUUGAUAUUAAAUUACCUGCUGAAAAACUUGAUGCUACUGUUCUCGACAGUAAAACAAUAAUGUCAAAUGUAAUGAAACGUUGGUUACCAGCUGGUGAAGCAAUGUUACAUUUAAUUGUUCUUCAUCUUCCAUCACCUGCACAAGCACAAACCUAUCGUAUCCAACAUUUAUAUGAAGGUCCACAAGAUGAUCAAGUUGCAUGUUCAAUGAAAGCUUGUGACCCAAAAGGUGAUGUUAUGAUUUAUAUUAGUAAGAAAAUUCCAGCUCAAGAUGGAUCACGUUUUCUUUGUUUUGGUCGUAUAUUUUCCGGUACAAUCGUAUCAGGAACAAAUGUACGUAUACUUGGUCCUGAUUUUCAUCCAGGUUCAACAAGUGAUUUACAAAUAAAAAAUGUAACAAGUGUAGGUGUUAUGAUUGGUGAUCGUUGUAUACAAAUGCAUAGUGUACCUGCUGGUAAUGUCGUCGCAUUAACUGGUAUUGAUAAGUGUUUAUUAAAAACUGCAACUAUAACAACAAAUCCAGAUGCACAUAAUUUUCGUGUAAUGAAAUUUUCUGUAAGUCCAGUUGUACGUGUAGCUGUUGAUGUAAAAAAUCCAACAGAUCAUGCUAAACUUAUAGAUGGUCUUAAAAAAUUAGUUCAAGCUGAUUCACUUGUACAAGUAUUGAAUGAAAAUGGACAACAAGUUAUUGCUUGCGCUGGUGAAUUACAUUUAGAAAUAUGUUUAGCUGAUUUAGAAAAAUUACAUGCACGUUGUGAAUUAAAAGUAGCAACACCAAUUGUAACUUAUCGUGAAACAAUUACAGCCGAAUCACGUCAAAUAGCAUUUACAAAAACAACAAAUAAACACAAUAAAUUUUUCAUGCGCGCUUCACCAUUAGAAGAAGGUUUAGCUGAUGCUAUUGAAUCAGGUCGUAUAUCAUCGAAACAAGAUCCCAAAGAACGAUCAAAAAUAUUAGUUGAAGAAUUUGGUUGGGAUUUAGCUACAACAAAGAAAAUUUGGGCAUUUGGUCCAUAUGAUAAUGGACCAAAUAUACUUGUUGAUUCAACAAGAAGUGUUGAUGGAUUAGGAAAUAUUCAAGAUGCAGUUGUAGCUGCUUUUCAAUGGACUACACAAGAAGGUGUUCUGGCUUCAGAAAAUCUUCGUGGUGCACGAAUUGAAUUACUUGAUGCUGAAAUUCAUCGUGAUUCAGCACAUCGUCGACCUGAUCAACUUAUUCCAGCUAUUCGUCGAUGUCUUCUAGCUAGUUUACAUAUGGCUGAACCACGUUUACUUGAACCAAUAUUUUUAGUUGAUGUCGAAUGUCCAACACAUAUGAUCGGCAAAGUCUAUUCAACAUUAAAUAAACGACGUGGUCAAAUCGGUGAAGAAAGUGAAUUAAGUGGUACAACAUUAUCUCGCAUAAAAGCUUAUCUACCUGUUAAUGAAUCUUUUGGCUUUACAGAGGAAUUACGUCGAGUAACAAGCGGCACAGCAUUUCCUCAAUGUCAAUUUGAUCAUUGGUCAUUAUUACCUGGUGAACCAUUUGACAUGAAUACAAAAUGUGGUCAAAUUGUAAGCGAAACACGUCAACGUAAAUCUUUAUCCGAACAAGUACCAGCAUUGGAAUCACUUAUCGACAGACAAUAA
Adineta steineri is the source of this 2538-nucleotide messenger RNA. NCBI's taxonomy places the organism in Eukaryota, Metazoa, Rotifera, Eurotatoria, Adinetida, Adinetidae. The record is from the annotation of a GenBank genome assembly.